ACGUGCCGUGCGUGCGCGGCGCGCGGUGACGGAGCGGGUCGGCCGCGUCUCUUUGUUGGCGCUGAGGCGGCCGAAGGCGCGGCGGGGCCGGGAGUGAGGGUGGGGGGCGGGCGGGAGCCUCCGCUUCACCGCCUCGCCAUGGACUCGGACGAGGGCUACAACUACGAGUUCGACGAGGACGAGGAGUGCAGCGAGGACAGCGGCGCGGAGGAGGACGACGAGGACGACGAAGAGGACGAGCCCGACGAUAACCUGGACCUGGGCGAGGUGGAGCUGGUGGAGCCCGGCCUGCGCGUCGGCGGCGAGCGGGACGGGUUGCUGGGCGGCGAGACGGGCGGGCUGGGCCCGGGCGGCGGCGGCGGGCUGGGCGGCGGGCCGGGCCCCGGCGGCGGCGGCGGCCCCGAGCAGGAGGAGGACUACCGCUACGAGGUGCUGACGGCCGAGCAGAUCCUGCAGCACAUGGUGGAGUGCAUCCGCGAGGUCAACGAAGUCAUCCAGAACCCAGCAACUAUCACUCGAAUACUGCUUAGCCAUUUCAACUGGGAUAAAGAGAAGCUGAUGGAGAGGUACUUUGAUGGCAACUUGGAGAAGCUCUUUGCAGAGUGUCAUGUAAUUAAUCCAAGUAAAAAGUCUCGAACGCGCCAGAUGAACACAAGGUCAUCAGCUCAGGAUAUGCCCUGUCAGAUCUGCUAUCUGAACUACCCAAACUCGUACUUUACUGGCCUAGAGUGUGGACACAAGUUCUGUAUGCAGUGCUGGAGUGAAUAUUUAACUACCAAAAUAAUGGAGGAAGGCAUGGGACAGACCAUUUCAUGCCCUGCUCAUGGCUGUGAUAUCUUAGUCGAUGACAAUACAGUUAUGCGUCUGAUCACAGAUUCCAAGGUGAAAUUAAAGUACCAGCAUUUAAUAACCAAUAGUUUUGUAGAGUGUAAUCGACUGUUAAAAUGGUGUCCUGCCCCAGACUGCCACCAUGUUGUUAAAGUCCAGUAUCCUGAUGCUAAACCUGUUCGCUGCAAAUGUGGACGUCAGUUUUGCUUUAACUGUGGUGAAAACUGGCAUGAUCCUGUUAAAUGCAAGUGGUUAAAGAAAUGGAUUAAGAAGUGUGAUGAUGACAGUGAAACUUCUAAUUGGAUUGCAGCAAACACAAAGGAAUGCCCAAAAUGCCAUGUCACCAUUGAGAAGGAUGGGGGCUGCAACCACAUGGUCUGUCGGAACCAGAACUGCAAAGCUGAGUUCUGCUGGGUGUGUCUGGGCCCCUGGGAGCCUCAUGGAUCUGCCUGGUACAACUGCAAUCGUUACAAUGAGGAUGAUGCAAAGGCAGCAAGGGAUGCGCAGGAGCGAUCCAGAGCAGCCCUGCAGAGGUACCUGUUCUACUGCAACCGCUAUAUGAACCACAUGCAGAGCCUGCGCUUCGAGCACAAGCUCUAUGCUCAGGUGAAGCAGAAGAUGGAGGAAAUGCAGCAGCACAACAUGUCAUGGAUUGAGGUGCAGUUCCUGAAGAAAGCAGUCGACGUCCUCUGCCAGUGUCGUGCCACACUCAUGUACACUUACGUCUUUGCCUUCUACCUCAAAAAGAAUAAUCAGUCCAUUAUCUUCGAGAAUAACCAAGCAGACUUAGAGAAUGCUACAGAGGUGCUUUCUGGGUACCUGGAGCGAGAUAUCUCCCAAGAUUCACUGCAGGACAUAAAGCAGAAAGUACAGGAUAAGUACAGAUACUGCGAGAGUCGACGAAGGGUUUUGUUGCAGCACGUGCAUGAAGGCUACGAGAAGGACCUGUGGGAGUACAUUGAGGACUGAGACUGGCCCCGCAUAAAAUGAACUCUGAAACCUUUACCAUCUAGAGCGCUCAUGCGAUUAAAAAUAAAAACACACACAAGGCACUACGCCUAUUACACUGCUGGUCUGUAGAACCGGGAUUCUGUUUUGUUAACAGAAAAUUUAAGUAAAUUAUAUUGUAAUAAAAAAAAGGUAGAUAAACCAUUGUACAACAGUAUUCUAGGCGGCCAAUAAGAGUGUGACAGACUCACUAAAAAAAAAACAAAAAAACAACCCUCCAACUUUAACUUGUAACGUAGCUUCAUUUUCCAAGCCAACUCCUUUUUCUUUUCUAUCUUUCUUUUCCUGUGUGUAGUACAGAUGAAAUUUAAACCAGUUUCUUGACACUGCUUUUCAUGUCCAAACCAGCCAUUUUGAUGUACUUUGGUAAGGGGGGUGUCUCCCGCCCCCCUCCUCCUCUCUGCCACCCCAGUACACGGAUGAAUGUUGAUUGGCUCCUUGUAAAGAUGACUUUUUGGGGAGGGGAGGAGGGGGGGUACACAGCAAGGAAAAAAAACUUUGUAUAUGACUUUUAAAACAAAAAAAAAAAAGAGGACAACACAGUAUUUUUCAAAG
Numida meleagris (helmeted guineafowl) is the source of this 2391-nucleotide messenger RNA. It is a transcript of the gene ARIH1, whose product is annotated as ariadne RBR E3 ubiquitin protein ligase 1. The coding region runs from base 139 to 1797 and encodes 552 amino acids. Lineage: Eukaryota; Metazoa; Chordata; Aves; Galliformes; Numididae. Gene Ontology annotation, cellular component: cytoplasm; ubiquitin ligase complex; nucleus. The transcript has 14 exons. Gene Ontology annotation, molecular function: ubiquitin conjugating enzyme binding; ubiquitin protein ligase activity; zinc ion binding. The record is from RefSeq and is a predicted model, not a curated record. Gene Ontology annotation, biological process: protein polyubiquitination; positive regulation of proteasomal ubiquitin-dependent protein catabolic process; ubiquitin-dependent protein catabolic process.